This is a messenger RNA of Sclerotinia borealis F-4128, 3477 nucleotides long. The record is from the annotation of a GenBank genome assembly. NCBI's taxonomy places the organism in Eukaryota, Fungi, Ascomycota, Leotiomycetes, Helotiales, Sclerotiniaceae.
AUGUUCAAUUUCUCAAGCUUUGUGCAAAAGGCCCAAUCAUUCAUUGACCCAACUCAAGCCCUCAACAUUUCUGCUUCUGAUCGCAACCCUGCCAAAUCCACCCUCUUCCGCAAUCAAUUCCGAUUACCAGAUUCCCAGACCCCUCUACAAGAAAUCACAGCCGAACUUACCAUAGCCUCACCGAACCAAUACUCACCGAAUACUACACAAGGAGAGAAGGAUAGGGAUAGGGAUAGAGGCUUUCAUUAUGCUGGAAAGUUGCACUUGAGUGAAGCAUACUUGUGCUUCUCAACACAGCCUACAAGCUUCCUCCAAACUGCAAGUACGGGCACAUCUUCUGGAUUCAAUGGACAAACACAUGGAGCCGGACCUGGAGGAAAUGGCUUUACUUUGCCCUUAUGUGCCAUAAGACGAGUAGAGCGACUUCAUAGUCAAUCAUACCAGUUUGCCUUGGCUAUCACAACCUGGAAUGGAAUUACAAAUGCACCGGCAAAAGAUGGCUCGAAACAGCCCGUAUAUCAACAAAAGAUUACGAUCAAUCUCGCCGGAACGCGCCAAGCUUGCGAAAGGUUCUGUGAUGGCUUAAAGAAAGGGUUGAAAUCGGGAGUGGGAGAUGUCGCGAAGAUGAAACGUGUUGUGGCAGAGUGUUAUUCAGAGUAUCUGCUGCAAGGUGAUAAAACAGGAGAAAUUCCCGAUGCAGGGCUUGGAAUGUUGUUUAGGUAUCCCGGUGAUCUUCGGAAACUACGAGACAAAAGCAAGAUGAGACUUUGGGGGGAGUAUCUUCGAGAUAAUGGGAGGAAUGUUACAUUGAUACGCCAACCAACGUUUCAUAAGCUGAUUCGAGUCGGUUUACCUAAUCGACUGCGAGGGGAAAUCUGGGAGCAAACCUCUGGAUCGUUAUAUCUGCGCUUGGAAAACCCAGCACUAUACACAGACACCCUAGCGAAAUUUGAAGGACGAGAUUCUCUUGCGAUUGAUGAAAUUGAGAAGGAUCUCAAUCGAAGUCUACCGGAAUAUCCUGGGUUUCAGAGCGUGGAAGGGAUCGACCGAUUGAGGCGAGUUCUUACAGCAUAUAGUUGGACCAAUGAAGAAGUCGGAUAUUGUCAGGCUAUGAAUAUAGUUGUCGCGGCACUCCUUAUUUACAUGUCUGAAGCUCAAGCUUACUUCUUGCUAUCCGCGAUUUGCGACAGAUUACUUCCCGGAUACUACUCGCAAACGAUGUAUGGCACUCUGCUAGACCAGCGCGUAUUUGAGUCUUUAGUAGAAAAGACUAUGCCAAUAUUAUGGGAUCAUUUGGUCAAAUCGGACGUUCAACUUUCCGUCGUUUCCCUCCCCUGGUUUUUAUCAUUGUAUAUUAACUCCAUGCCUCUCGUGUUUGCAUUCCGUGUUUUAGAUGUUUUCUUUUUAGAAGGUCCUAAGGUCCUCUUUCAGGUUGGCCUGGCUAUACUACGCAUAAACGGAGAAGAACUAUUAGACGCCUCUGAUGACGGAGCCUUUAUUUCUGUUCUGAAAGGUUAUUUCUCCAAACUCGACGAAUCUGCACAUCCAAAAUCAGAGAACGCAAAAUUACGAGCAGUCACACGAUUCCAAGAAUUGAUGGUUGUUGCUUUCAAAGAAUUUUCCGGAAUCACACAAAACACCAUUGCAGAGCAACGCAUGAAUCAUAAAGACGCUGUUCUGAACAGUAUUGAAAGUUUUGCGAAACGAACUUCGAUACGAAAUCUAGGCCCGGAUAGCAAGAAGUUGAGCGUUGACGAACUGGGUGCUUUGUAUGAUAGGUUUUAUGGUGUGCUUUACGAGAGACAGCAGAGAAGUCAGAUGAUACAAGAAGAAAAGGAUCGAAGAGCAAAGGCCAGCAGAGCCAGCGUUAUGGCUGGUUUGGGAGAGAAUCAAAAUAUCGAGAAAGGCAGAGUGGGGCUCGGUCCGAGUCCUACCCUAAUGGACUAUGAUUGCUUCCGAGAAUUUCUUGCUGGAGUAACUAGAUGGGCCGUCAAAGAUUCACCGUCGCCCCUAGAAAAGGAGCCCGAGAAGGAGAAACAUUCCUACUUUGGCAGUUCGUUGCGUCGUAGAGAUGUUUCACUUUCCCCAUGGGGCUUUGGGAACCCCGAACCGGCUGAUCACGAAUUUAUGCAACGGCUAUUCCGAAGGUGGGAUGUGGAUAUGAAUUCCGCUUUGACUCUACAGAAUGUCGUGACAGGAUUAGCCCACAUCAAGGGCAAGGUUGAUAUUAUGGGAAGCAUCACGUACUUCUUCGAGCUGUAUGAUGAUGAUGGAGAUGGAAAGGUGGAUAGGGAGGGUAUCCUACGUAUAUCAGAAGCUUUGUUGUUUCUUUCUCGAAGAGGUCUGGAAGGAUCUUUAACACCUUCGCCAUCUGUGGUUGGGCUGAGCGAAUAUGAGGCCGGUAAUCCUGCACAGUUCAGUAGUCCGCAUACAACGACACAAGAACGAUUUUUGAAUAGCGUGAGCGCUUUUAUUAGGCGAUGUUUCGAGUAUGCGGAUCCAGAUCACCCACAAAAUGUCGAGGACGAAGAGGAAAAGGAUGAAAGCGUGGAAAAUAUGGAGGGGAACGCAGAAGAUGCCUUAAAUGAUACAGAUGGCCUUGUUGACCCCAACACAUUUGCUGUAGGUGAUUCGGAUGAUGACGACGACGAAGAAGAGGAAGAAGAUCUCUUAGAUCUUGGCACCGACACAAAGAAAUUCAAAAACAAAAACGAAACUGGUCUCCCAAUCAUUCCCCCACCAUCCAACAAACCCAGCAACCUCACUAUUCCCUCUCGCAGCGUCUCCAAGGCACAAUCAGAACGUGCCAACGCCGCCCUUGAUCCCUCCAAACCCCUCCACAUAACACUCCCUACUUUCCGUAUGGUCGUCCUCGCAGACGAACUCCUAGAACAAUUCUUCGAAUCUUCAUUCCCAGCUUCUUUCCGCAUCUCAGACAAGAUGGUCUUAAAUUCAAACGCUACAAAUUCUUCCUCUUCCUUGACUACCUUCACCAGUAUGGGAUUCGGCAAAUCAACCGUGACUGCUGCAGCAAAUGUUGUGAGUGGUCCUAGUUCUGCCGGGGUGGUACCACCUGGAAAGGGAUUGAGGGGCGUGUUGGAUAAUAUUGUAACGGAUGGAAUGAGAGUGGCUGCCGAAGUUCGUAGGAGAAUGGAUGAGGCGCAGAAGGAAAUGGAGAGGAAUGCGGUGCAUAGACCUGGUGUACAGGAUGAGGACGAAGAGGAAGAGGAUGAUGGAGUACGAGUUUCAGGUGGUUAUGGUGGGGAUGCGGAGAGAAGGAGUGUCAGGAGUGAGGAUCGAGAUUUAUUGGAAGGAGCGGAUGCAGAGGCGGGUAGCAUCAGGAGUGGUAUUGAGAAGAUUGAAGGUGUGGAACUUCCGAGCAAGAAUGGUAGUCUGAUGCCAGGUGUUUCCGGGGAUUCGAGGAGGGAAAGAAGUUCUAGUUCAGCAACGCAGAAAGUGGUGGAGUUUGAGCGGUGA